AUGGGUGAUGUCGACGGAGAAAACUCAGCACAGUGGGCGAUUGAUCUUCUAACCCCUUACAAGUAUAAGCAACCUUUUUACCAAGCUUACGGUCCUGAAAUAGGAGGUGGUGUUUGCGGUUUUAUAAUCCAGUGUUUGGAGAAUAAAGGGUAUCAACCAAGUUUUCUCAAUAUUCGUAAGCAUAUUAAGUACUGCUUAUUUGGCAUCGUAGCAGGGCACAUUUUGAAGAAAGUUAUGUACUACAGGGCUGAACUCCGUGAUGCGUCAAUGAUAGAUUAUAUUAAACGUCAUCCAGAACGUUUUCCUCCUCCACCAGAAAAACCGCUGUACAGAGAUACAUUUGAACCCUGGUUGCCAAUUCGUUGA
Nomia melanderi (Alkali bee) is the source of this 366-nucleotide messenger RNA. It is a transcript of the gene ND-B14.5B, whose product is annotated as NADH dehydrogenase (ubiquinone) B14.5 B subunit. NCBI's taxonomy places the organism in Eukaryota, Metazoa, Arthropoda, Insecta, Hymenoptera, Halictidae. The record is from RefSeq and is a predicted model, not a curated record. Gene Ontology annotation, cellular component: mitochondrial inner membrane; respiratory chain complex I. Gene Ontology annotation, biological process: mitochondrial electron transport, NADH to ubiquinone.